AUGGUCACUUCAGAUGUGAUUGUGUCCUUCGACGUAGAAUCGUUGUUCACCAAAGUUCCGAUCGACGUAACUGUAGAAGCAGCUCGGCAGAAAGUGGAAAAUGAUUCCAGCCCACCCAACUGCACGACAUUACCACCUAGUCAUAUUACAGACCUCCCCAACUUGAUAUUGAGAUCUACAUACUGCCAGUACAAUGGAUCAAUUGACAAACAGACACAAGGCGCAGCUAUAAGGAAGCGCGGUUUCCGCUGUUAUUGUCAACCCCUAUAUGGUGAGUUUAGAAGAACAUGCGGUAACAUCAUCACCUUACAACCCUACAAUACCUUCACCAUCUUGGCACGUGACAGCAUAGAAAACUUCCUACAGCAUUUAAACCACCAACAGCCUUCCAUUUACUUCACCAAGGAGACAGAGAGAAACAAAAAAUUCGCCUUCCUCGACACCGCAUUUACAAGAGAACCUAAUGAACGCCUAACCACCAGCGUCUAA
Molecule: messenger RNA, 489 nt
Organism: Pocillopora verrucosa
Lineage: Eukaryota; Metazoa; Cnidaria; Anthozoa; Scleractinia; Pocilloporidae
Source: RefSeq, a predicted model, not a curated record